Pygocentrus nattereri (red-bellied piranha) is the source of this 3725-nucleotide messenger RNA. RefSeq names its product zinc finger protein 711 (gene znf711). Gene Ontology annotation, molecular function: RNA polymerase II transcription regulatory region sequence-specific DNA binding; metal ion binding; DNA-binding transcription factor activity, RNA polymerase II-specific. The coding region runs from base 996 to 3320 and encodes 774 amino acids. Gene Ontology annotation, biological process: regulation of transcription by RNA polymerase II. NCBI's taxonomy places the organism in Eukaryota, Metazoa, Chordata, Actinopteri, Characiformes, Serrasalmidae. The transcript is spliced from 9 exons. The record is from RefSeq and is a predicted model, not a curated record. Gene Ontology annotation, cellular component: nucleus.
GUGUGAACCGGUUCUUUUCCAGCGCGCCGGUCGAGCCGACUCGCGGCUGAAUCGCGCUGUUUUUGUGUUGUUUACGCCACAGGUCUCCAUCCCUGCUUCUGGAGCCCUGCUGCACCUUAGUGUUUGUCUCCACCCCUGAAUCCGCGUUAACGGCUGAUUCAGUUCGUUCAGCGGGGCGCUGAAGCAGGGAAGACGGUCAAAUGUGGGAGUCCAGGUCCAGGAACCCUGGACUACGCAGUGUUUAUACCCGUGUUGUGGGUGGAGGGUCUUUUAAUAAAAUGUUUUUUUUUUCACAGCGUAAAUCUGAAGUUAUGAAUCAUACCUUGUAUAUUGGGGGGCAUCUUUGAAUUCGCGUUCACGUUCUCUCUAUAAACGGUGGUCGACUUUACUGGCAUGCUUGCAGUUUGAGCAUUCAGUCUGUCUCUAUUAGCCUAAAAAUAAUCAGCGACGUCGGACUCGCUCGCUGAGCCGACUCUCGGUUCACCUGCAGGAGGUGCGCCUUGAAUCAGUGGCUCGAUUCAUUGAAACGGACCGUUCAAAAGAGUCGACUCGCCACACGGAGUCGAACCUCCCAUCUCGUGUGAUUUGCGCUGCAAGCUGUGGGAAGAUACCGGCGCGACAAGAGGAGGGAACGUGAAAGAGGAGGGAAAUGCACAAACACGCGGGUUGUCAUGAAAUCCUCACACAGGAGUCAAAGCGGUGACUCGUUUGUUCGAUUCCGUGGGUUUGGGAAUGGUGUGAAAAUCGGGAAAACCGCUUCGUUUUUGGCGAGUAGGAGGAAUGUCCCGUGUUGACGGGAGGCGGAGACAUUACGUCAUGUUGGAAAUUCCCUCCACACUGUUUGAAACGACUCCGUGGCGAGGAGUGAACGGCUUUCACCGCCAUCCACUUUUGCCUCCCAGAUGACACCAGUACAGCGCUGCUUCGUAUUCGGCACUUUUACGAGAACUAAACAAACGGUCAUCAGAUGUGAAGCGUCGUGAAGAGUCAUAAAAAUGGAUCAGGGUGGAGGGAUCUUGGAGCUUCACUCCCAGGAUUUGAAAAUGCCCCACACGAUGAUAAUGCAGGAUUUUGUUGCAGGGAUUGGGGGCAUGGCGCACAUAGACGGCGAGCACAUUGUGGUGUCCGUGCCCGAGGCGGUGUCGGUAUCGGACGUGGUUACUGAUGAGGGCAUCCUGUUGGAGCAUGGCCUGGAGGCCGAAGUGGUCGAAGGGCCCGACAUCGGCCAUGAAGAUGUGAUCACCGCAGAGGGCGUCAUCAUGUCCGAAUCCAUUCUGGGGGCCGAGGUGGCCAUCGAGGAGGCUCUGGAUGCAGACCACCAUGUCCUGACGGCCGACUUGAUCGAGGAGACGGUGCCUGACCAGGUUUUUGUGGCCGACCUCAUGUCUGCGCAUGAGGACAGCCCUCUGGACCACGAGCUGGUAUCAGAAGAGGUGAUGGUCACCGACGCGGAGGCCGUCAUUCAGGCUCAUGAGACCAUGCCUACUGGCGUGACCCUCAAGAACGAGGAUGAUGAUGAUGAGGAUGGCAAGAGCACCUCUGAAGACUACCUUAUGAUCUCAUUGGAUGAUGUGGGAGAGAAGCUGGAUAUCGGUGACACCCCGUUAAAGAUCAGCGCGGAGGUGGGCCAAGAUGACGAUGGAUCCAAGGAGGACGAGUUCGGUUCUGAGGUCAUCAAAGUGUACAUCUUCAAGGCUGAAGGGGAUGAAGAUGUGGAAAUAGGUGGAACAGAGGUGGUCGCAGAGAGUGAUUUCCCCAAUGGGCACGCAGUGUUGGAGCCAGCAAGCACGGUCCGAAUGCCCAGGGAGAAGAUGGUAUACAUGGCAGUAAAGGACACCAGCCAAGGAGACGAGGACAUCAAUGUGUCUGAGAUGACUGACCAGGUGUACAUGGAGGUGAUUGUUGGGGAAGAUGAGGCUCCUGCCAUCCAGGAAGCACAGUUGGAGGAGUCCCCAUCUAAUAAGACCUUUGUUCCUGUGGCGUGGGCUGCUGCUUAUGGUAACAAUUUGGAGUCUCGAUUAGAGAGUAAGAACGGAGCAGCCACUCCCUACCUGCAGAUUACCGACAGCAUCAGCACAAGCCGAGCUCUCAAACAGAAGAUCAAGAAGAAGAGGAAGGGAGAGACUCGUCAGUGCCAGACUGCUGUGAUUAUCGGGCCGGACGGCCAGCCGCUGACCGUCUAUCCUUGCCACAUUUGCGGGAAGAAGUUCAAGUCACGGGGGUUUCUGAAGCGCCACAUGAAGAACCACCCGGAUCAUAUGUUCAAGAAGAAGUACCAAUGCACAGACUGUGACUUCACCACCAACAAGAAGGUCAGCUUCCACAACCACAUGGAAAGCCACAAGCUCAUCAUCAAGAACGAGAAGAUCCCCGAGUACACGGAGUACACACGGCACUACCGGGAGGCCAGCCCCCUCAGUCCCAACAAGCUCAUCUUGCGAGACAAGGACCCCAAACUCCACAAGUGCAAAUACUGCGAGUAUGAAACAGCAGAGCAGGGCCUGCUAAACCGGCACCUGCUGGCUGUGCACAGCAAAAACUUUGCCCACGUGUGCGUGGAGUGCGCCAAGGGCUUUCGCCACCCGUCCGAGCUCAAGAAACACAUGAGGACGCACACAGGCGAAAAGCCCUACCACUGCCAGCACUGCGAUUUCCGCUGUGCUGACCAGUCCAACCUAAAGACUCACAUAAAAAGCAAACACGGCACCGAUUUGCCGUUCAAGUGCGGCCACUGCCCGCAGGCUUUUGCCGACGACAAGGAUCUGCAGAGGCACAUGGAGAUCUUCCAGGGCCACAAGACUCACCAGUGUCCGCACUGCGAGCACAAGAGCACCAACUCCAGUGACUUGAAGCGCCACAUCAUCUCCGUGCACACCAAGGACUUCCCGCACAAGUGUGACGUGUGCGAGAAAGGCUUCCACAGGCCUUCGGAACUCAAGAAACACUCCGAGACGCACAAGGGAAACAAAGUGCACCAGUGCCGGCACUGUGACUUCAAAAUCUCGGACCCUUUCACUCUGAGCCGGCACAUCCUCUCCGUGCACACCAAGGACCUGCCUUUUAAGUGCAAACGCUGCAAGCGAGGCUUCAGGCAGCAGACCGAACUCAAGAAACACAUGAAAACGCACAGUGGCCGCAAAGUCUACCAGUGCCAGUACUGUGAGUACAACACGGCGGACGCUUCGGGUUUCAAACGCCACGUCAUUUCCAUCCACACUAAGGACUAUCCGCACAGGUGCGACUACUGCAAGAAGGGUUUCCGACGGCCCUCCGAAAAGAACCAGCACAUAAUGCGGCAUCACAAAGAGACGCUGAUGUAACACUUCACCCCACCUCUCCCUCUCUAGCUCCACCUCAUGGACUAGAGCCCAAAUUACACUGCAGAACACAAUGAUGGAUAGGAUGGUGUAGCCUGGUGAUUACAGCAACGUUCUAGUCGUUAUUUACUCUUCAACCUGCGGGUCUGUGUAAAGGGUUGGGGUUUUCAACGACCCCCUCAAACGUACAGCAGGCAGAGCUCGGUGUGUGUGUGUGUGUGUGUGCGCGUGUGUGUGUGUGUGUGUGUGUGCGCGUGUGAGAAAUUAGAUGAACAGUCACCGUUGUCAUUUUAUCAUUGUCCAUGACAUUAUGGCAAGAAAACCGCUGAUCAGCCAGGGUCUCAAAUGUUUAUAUUUUUGUAUCUAAUAUGCUCACAUGCUGCAAGUAAAUAAUGUCCUCCAUGUUAA